CCUCGAAACCUGCAGUCUUUCUUUAUCAUCUAUACAGUUUUCUUUUGAUAAAUAAAACAAUUUACUCAUCUAUUUAGAAAUUUUAGUUUUUCUCUAAAUAUUGCAUUCAAAAUUGCAAAUGGAAAUCAGUUCUUACCCAGUCCACCAUUAUUACAACAAUCUUCUUUCUCCAAGUUAUGGAAGACCUUUGUCAUCUUCAGUACUGUUCUCUAUGCAUAAAGGACUAUAUGUUGGAUAUUCAUCAACUGAGCGGGUAACUCUGAGAAAAUCAGCUUUUCUUGAUGCUUCUUCAUGCAUUGUAAGGAAGCAUGUGAGAGUACCAUGGGAAGAGAAGCUCAGUUGGUCACAUUUUGACUGUAAACGUAAAAAGAAUAAGCUGGCAAGAAACACAGUUGUGAGAUCUGAGCUUGUGGGAAGUGCGAUCCCUGAGUCUGCCUAUCCAUUAUCAGAAAUUAAAUUAGGGUCAAAAGUUAGGGGAAUAUGCUUUUAUGCUGUCACUGCAAUUUCUGCCAUUUUUCUGUUUAUUCUGAUGUUGGUGCAACACCCUAUUGUGCUCUUGGUGGAUCGAUAUCAAAGAAAAGCACAAUUUUUCAUUGCCAAACUCUGGGCAACGAUAACUGUAGCUCCAUUUUGUAAAAUUGAGUUUGAAGGAUUGGAGAAUCUACCUUCACCUGAUGCUCCUGCCGUGUAUGUUUCAAAUCAUCAGAGCUUUCUAGACAUAUAUGCACUUCUCACCCUUGGAAGAAGCUUUAAGUUCAUCAGCAAAACAGGGAUAUUUCUAUUUCCUAUUAUUGGGUGGGCCAUGCUUAUGAUGGGUGUUGUUCCUUUGAAGCGAAUGGAUAGCAGAAGUCAGUUGGAAUGUUUCAAAAGGUGCAUGGAUUUAGUAAAGAAAGGGGCCUCUGUAUUUUUCUUUCCUGAGGGGACGCGUAGUAUAGAUGGUAAAUUGGGCGUUUUCAAGAAAGGCGCAUUUACGGUUGCUGCAAAAACGAGAGUGCCUGUAGUCCCUAUUACUCUUGUGGGGACUGGAAAAAUCAUGCCUGUGGGAAUGGAGAGUAUCGUGAAUCCAGGGUCUGUUAAAGUUGUUAUCCACAAGCCAAUAGAAGGAAGCAAUUCUGAAAUUUUAUGCAACCAAGUCAGGAAUACAAUUGCAAGUGUGCUUGAUCAGCAAAGUUGAAAAUCAUCUUGAUGCAGUCCUGCCUGAUUCAAAAUGGCAUGAAGUGAUUAGGCUCCAAGAAAAUUUGCAUGAAACUGUCUGAAGCUUUUUCUUAAGAUUGAAACUUCUGUUUCCGCUACAUUUGGUUAUGAAGCGGCUGUUACUGAACAGAAUGCUUCCGGGCUGUGAGCCAUAGAUCUUGUUGGACUUGGUUAUGACGCAGAGCAUAAAAUCAAUCAAAAGCCGGUUACUGAUAAAACAUGAGUUCAUUUUGUCACUCUAUGGACGAAAUGAGCAUUUUGGGUUUGGCAGGAAUCUUGAGAUCAGUUCUAUGUGGCUUCAGCCUGUAGAGUUUCAUGAACAUGUAAAUAAAAAAGUUGUUUAGAAUCACAGACAUUUUGAAAAAGGACUGGAAUACACAUUAUAGGUUUUGGAUUAUAACUGAUAAUUUUGUUCAAAUAAGCUCCUCAUUUUAGUGAUGGAUGUACAGGUAAAUUUCACAUAUAUCAGAAUAUCAACUAGAUCUUUCUAGGUGUAGAUAUAGUUACACUGACAGAAAAAUAAUAGAUGUAUAUGUAUUUUUCUUAAAUGCAAAGCUUUUGUAUGGUAA
Mercurialis annua (annual mercury) is the source of this 1763-nucleotide messenger RNA. Its product is annotated as 1-acyl-sn-glycerol-3-phosphate acyltransferase BAT2, chloroplastic. Gene Ontology annotation, biological process: phosphatidic acid biosynthetic process. The record is from RefSeq and is a predicted model, not a curated record. Gene Ontology annotation, molecular function: 1-acylglycerol-3-phosphate O-acyltransferase activity. Bases 119 to 1174 code for a protein of 351 amino acids. The transcript is spliced from 7 exons. Lineage: Eukaryota; Viridiplantae; Streptophyta; Magnoliopsida; Malpighiales; Euphorbiaceae.